AUGGUGGAUCCGAACCUCUAUCCGAACCUCACUGUGAGAGUUGUCUCCCUCGCGGAAGUUGGUCCCACGGAUUCCGUGGCACGGAAGUCAGGGAUAAAACUCCCUGGCCAGGGCAACUAUGCCAUCCGCAAGAUAUGCCUCAGUACAACUAAUGUCGCUGGCUGGGGCAACUAUGCCAUCCGCAAGAUAUGCCUCAGUACAACUAAUGCCGCUGGCUGGGGCAACUAUGCCAUCCGCGAGAUAUGCCUCAGUACAACUAAUGUCGCUGGCUGGGGCAACUAUGCCAUCCGCAAGAUAUGCCUCAGUACAACUAAUGCCGCUGGCUGGGGCAACUAUGCCAUCCGCGAGAUAUGCCUCAGUACAACUAAUGUCGCUGGCUGGGGCAACUAUGCCAUCCGCAAGAUAUGCCUCAGUACAACUAAUGCCGCUGGCUGGGGCAGCUAUACCAUCCGCAAGAUAUGCCUCAGUACAACCAAUUUUUUGGGUCGGGGCAACUAUGCCACCGGAAGAUACGCCGCAGGUUCGCGCCAUAAGAUGGUGACCAUCUGA
Molecule: messenger RNA, 549 nt
Organism: Perkinsus marinus ATCC 50983
Lineage: Eukaryota; Perkinsozoa; Perkinsida; Perkinsidae
Exons: 3
Coding region: 1-549 (182 amino acids)
Source: RefSeq, a predicted model, not a curated record